Molecule: messenger RNA, 1616 nt
Organism: Ananas comosus (pineapple)
Lineage: Eukaryota; Viridiplantae; Streptophyta; Magnoliopsida; Poales; Bromeliaceae
Product: transcription factor bHLH139-like
Exons: 5
Coding region: 312-1376 (354 amino acids)
Biological process (GO): regulation of transcription by RNA polymerase II
Cellular component (GO): nucleus
Molecular function (GO): RNA polymerase II cis-regulatory region sequence-specific DNA binding; DNA-binding transcription factor activity, RNA polymerase II-specific; protein dimerization activity
Source: RefSeq, a predicted model, not a curated record
CCCCCCCCCUAAUUUUUAAUUUAGUUUUUGGGAAUAACCCAUUUCUUUAAUUCCAAUCACUAUCCUGUUUCAAAACCCUUUGGCUUAGUUGUGUUCUCCCCACAAGAAUUGACAAAAAAAUUAAAAAAAGGACAUCAUUUUGUGCCAGGGAGUUAAAAAUUCCCUGAUGAUGGAAAAUUCUUUGUGAGCUGCAAUAUAAAUACUACCACAUAACUGUGCAAUGCUUAGCAAAUCAUUCAAAGCAUUGCAUCAUUCCACUAGUCCUUUUCCUCUCCACGUUUUUGUUUCGAUAUCGGAUUCUCAGCGAAGAGAUGGAGAACGAAGGACUGGCGUUGGAGGCGACCUGGAGCUCCUUCGAGGAGUCGGAGAUAAUGGCGCAGCUUCUCGGCGGAGCCGUCGCGACCAACUACUUCCCCGGUGAUCAAGAACAAGAGCCCACCAAUGGAAUGCACCUCAUGUUUUGGCCUAACUAUGAUUCUGAUUCCAAUUUCUCCUCUCCCACAGAUGUUAACUACAACUCAUUCCAUUGGCCUCAAUCCAUUUCCACUCCUUGUAUCAGCACAAGCACUGGUAGUUUCCUUCUUUCAAAUCCAUGCUAUGGAGGAGGAUGCUAUUUAGGAGACACCAACUUAGUUCCACACAACACAACUUCAUCUUUCGAUGUAGAUUUUAACCGUCGAUACUGCGACCUUCCUUCGAUGACUGAGGAAGCAUGCGAUGACAAUGAGUUAGGGUUGUCGAUCGCGAACCAAAUGAGGCCCGCUGUUUUUGCUGAUGAGCCCUCGCACGCCGCCAAGCGGAAGUUUGGUUUGGGUGAUAAUGAGAAGCCCAUUGAGGAUGUGAAGGAUGAUGAUACUUCCUCUUUGGUUCCUAGAAAGAAGGCCAGGGUCACUAUGGGGGCGCAGGAAAGGAAUAAGAAUGCAGAUACCAAGAAGCCCCUGAAAAAUGAGGAAAAUGGCAAUGCCGACUUUCAUGGACAGAGCUCGAGUUCGUGCAGCUCGGAGGACGAUUCGAGCGGAUCGCAGGAACAGAUGGAGGGAGGAGGCAACACGAGCUCAAGAUCGAAAAAGUCUGAAACUACUAGCGUUACCGGAAAGACGAGAGCCGGUCGUGGGUCGGCAACCGAUCCUCAAAGCCUUUAUGCAAGGAAGAGGAGAGAGAGGAUCAAUGAGAGAUUGAGGAUCCUACAAAACCUGGUUCCUAAUGGAACAAAAGUUGAUAUUAGCACAAUGCUUGAAGAAGCUGUUCAGUAUGUCAAAUUCUUGCAGCUUCAAAUCAAGCUUUUGAGUUCAGAUGAAUUGUGGAUGUAUGCACCUCUUGCUUACAAUGGAAUAUGCAUAAGCCCUGAUCUCAAGAUCUCUCCCCCACAACUCUAAUUUGAAAAGGGGGUUGACUCAGAGAUCAUAUUCCACACCCAAAGGGAAAUCUGUCGAAAUUACGAUUCAUACCAUCUUCAAUUUGUACUUAAAUUUUUUAAAUUUUUAUGACUUUUCCUAAUAAGUCAUCUGAGGAAUUAAUCAAACUCUAAUUCGAUUCAAGCUGUAAUGAAAGUCUUUUUUCUUUACCUUGGAACAGUGUAAAGGAUGUAAUUAAAUGAGAAGGUAAAGUUCAUAAAA